GUGGUUCGUUUAUGGCACAUUGUUACCAGCAGCUUGUUUUCACCCCGGAUCCAAUGAACUUGAAUGAAGGGAUCUCAACUCUACUGAGCUGCUUCUUCCUGUCAUUGCUGUGAACACGGUCGCCUGAAGAAAGUAAUCGAGGAGUCGAAUGACGCCGUCUUAUCAGGUCUCUGGAGCCGAAUGGAAGAGCACAGCCUUUUUAAAGACUCACGAAUGCGAAUUUCCAGCAGGAUGAGCGCACGUUCAACAUGGCAUGUGUCUACUUAUAUACGUAACUUCCACAGGCUCUGCUCAGGGUAUCUAUUUCAACUUGUACCACCUCCAUCGAUAACGAUCAAUCUGUAUUCACCAUGAAUACAAUCGAGCCAGUUUUUGGCAUCAUUCCCACUAUUCAGAACUACGAUUGGGGGAAGAAGGGAAAGGACUCCAAGGUUGCGGAGUUUGCUCCUGGGGCCGGAAUAUGUGGAUUUACUUUGAAUCAAUCAGCUCCUUACGCCGAACUUUGGAUGGGCACGCAUGUGAAGUCGCCGUCGGGAGUGAUUGAUAGGAAGCAGAAUCUUACCCAGAUCUUGACUGAGAACCCUGGCUUCAUUGGGCACCAGGUAUCUCAGCGGUUCGAUACGACAAAUGGAAACCUCCCCUUCCUGUUCAAGGUCUUGGCCAUUGGCAAAGCCCUGAGCAUACAAACUCAUCCUGACAAGAAGACAUCAGAGAAACUUCAUGCCGAACAACCGACAGUUUACACUGAUCCGAACCACAAGCCUGAGAUGGCCUUGGCGUUGACAGAUUUCAAGGCGCUGUGCGGUUUCAUGCCAAUCACGAGGAUCGCUGAAUACGUCAAAGCCGUUCCCGAAUUCAAUUCGCUAAUCGAUUCGUCUAUCUCAGAGCAGAAGGCAGUCCUUAAGAAGCUCUUUGCAGCACUCAUGACCGCUGACGUUUCCAGUAUUGCAACACAACUUCGGACACUCGUUGCGCGUUACCAACGCGGAGGUCAGAAACCUCUAGAAGAGGAUGUCAAGGAUCUUGUCCUGACAUUGAAUGAGCAAUAUCCCGGAGAUGUCGGAGUAUUCUGCGCAUUCAUGCUAAAUUUCGUCCGAAUGACUCCUGGGCAGGCUAUUUUCCUGGGAGCUGGAGAGCCCCACGCUUACGUUGAAGGCGAUAUCAUGGAGUGCAUGGCCAAUUCGGACAACGUCAUUCGCGCUGGUCUUACCCCUAAACCCAAAGACAUUCCCAAUCUUGUUUCGGUUUUGACCUAUACGCCAUCAGAUUGGCAAAAACAUAUGGUCGAGCCGGUUGACAUCACACCACGCACCCGGAAAUAUGAUCCCCCAAUUCAAGACUUUACGGUUCUCCAGGUCAAGACCCAGAAGGGCGAGACCGAAACUCACGAGGCUAUUCCAGGUCCUUCAAUCGCAAUCGCUACCGAAGGUUCCGGCCGGGUAAGCUGGAGUGGUGGCGAGUUAGACUUACAAGCUGGAAGCGUCAUCUUCGUGGGAGCUGAAACUAAGAUAAAGUUCACUGCCGGAGACUCCGAAUUGGUUGUAUUUCGCGCGUAUGUCACAGCCUAACUAGGUGAUAGCACAAUUAGCAGGACAGAGGAUCAAUAUUAAUGGUUGAGUGUCCGCAUCCCGGACAUAAAUAACGAACGAUAUCAUUAAUAUUAUCA
Suillus fuscotomentosus is the source of this 1666-nucleotide messenger RNA. Its product is annotated as mannose-6-phosphate isomerase. Gene Ontology annotation, biological process: GDP-mannose biosynthetic process; carbohydrate metabolic process. Lineage: Eukaryota; Fungi; Basidiomycota; Agaricomycetes; Boletales; Suillaceae. Gene Ontology annotation, cellular component: cytosol. Gene Ontology annotation, molecular function: mannose-6-phosphate isomerase activity; zinc ion binding. The record is from RefSeq and is a predicted model, not a curated record. The coding region runs from base 351 to 1568 and encodes 405 amino acids. The transcript is spliced from 5 exons.